Molecule: messenger RNA, 1399 nt
Organism: Onthophagus taurus
Lineage: Eukaryota; Metazoa; Arthropoda; Insecta; Coleoptera; Scarabaeidae
Gene: Mettl14
Product: Methyltransferase like 14
Biological process (GO): mRNA modification
Cellular component (GO): nucleus; RNA N6-methyladenosine methyltransferase complex
Molecular function (GO): mRNA binding
Source: RefSeq, a predicted model, not a curated record
ACCGAUUGUAAUGUGUAUAUGAUAUAUCUGUUGUGUGUUUGUUCCAUGUAAUUUGAAUUUACUGCAAAUAGUAAAUUAGUGAUACAUUUACUCUAAUUAGAACUGAACUAGAAAUGGGUGAUAUGUUAAAAGAGCUACGUGAAAAAUCGAAAAAGCGUAAACAACUUUUAGCCAAAACAUUGGGGGUUUCAGGAGUAGAGGAGCUUCGCCAAGUUCUUGGAAAUUCUUCCGAAUCAUGCAGCUUUAAAAAAAGCAAACCCAGUGACAAUGAUGAAAACGAAAACCUUAACGAUAAUAAACAAGAAAUGAGAUCAUCUUUAGAAGGAGUCGACGAGUUAGUUUAUAGAGAUUCAUCAACAUUUCUUAAGGGUACUCAAUCUUCAAAUCCCCACAACGAUUAUUGUCAGCAUUUCGUCGAUACCGGUCAGCGCCCACAAAACUUUAUUCGAGACGUCGGUUUGGCGGAUCGUUUCGAAGAAUAUCCGAAAUUACGUGAACUCAUCAAAUUAAAAGAUGAAUUAAUCUCAAAAACUGCCAGUCCUCCGAUGUAUUUAAAAUGCGAUCUUACUUCGUUUGAUUUAAAAACUACAUUAACAGCAUCGAAGUUCGACGUGAUUUUAGUCGAACCACCAUUAGAAGAGUACCAAAGAACAACUAUGGGAAGUGCGACUAAUCGACAAUUUUGGUCGUGGGAUCAAAUAAUGAAUUUAGACGUUGGUGAGGUAGCGGCGCAACGUAGCUUUAUUUUUCUAUGGUGUGGAAGUUCAGAGGGCCUCGACAUGGGCCGCGUUUGCCUAAGAAAGUGGGGAUUUCGUCGUUGCGAGGAUAUUUGUUGGAUACGAACCAACAUUAAAAAUCCGGGACAUUCGAAAAAUUUGGAAGCGAGGGCUGUUUUCCAACGUACUAAAGAACACUGCUUAAUGGGCAUCAAAGGCACUGUACGUAGAUCAACCGACGGCGAUUUCAUUCAUGCCAACGUUGAUAUUGAUUUGAUUAUUUCUGAAGAAACCGAAUAUGGUAGUUUAGAAAAACCGGUCGAGAUAUUUCAUAUAAUCGAACAUUUUUGUUUGGGAAGGAGGAGAUUACACAUUUUCGGACGUGAUUCAACCAUUCGACCUGGGUGGUUAACGUUGGGGCCUGAAUUAACUAAUUCGAACUUUAAUUCAGAUUUGUACUGUAGUUAUUUUAGCGCUACCAACCUAACGACGGGAUGUACUGAACGAAUCGAAGCUUUAAGACCGAAAAGCCCACCGCCUAAAGGCAAAGGAAAUGCGGGGGGAAGAGGACGGGGUACUUUCACAAGAGGAAGAGGACGAGCUAGAUAAAAUCUAAUUGCUUUUUUUAUUAUAACUUUUUAAGGUUUUUCAAUAAAGUAAUGAAAUAAAUGUUAUUAAGCGCC